CCCCCACAACCCCAAGUCUCCCCAUCCGGCCACCGCCUCCGCCGCCCGCCGCACAAACCGCCACCGCCACCAUGGACGAGACCCUCGGUGCCGCCCUCUCCUACCUCCCCUCCCCUGCCGUCUCGUCCUCCGCCUACCUCUCCUCCCCCUUCCCCGCGGCCUCCCCCGCCGGCGAGGAGGAGGACCGCGUCGGCCGCCUUCCCGACGCGAUCCUCCGCAACAUUGUCUCCCGCCUCCCCACCAAGGAUGCCGCCCGCACCGCCGUGCUCUCCUCCCGCUGGCGCCACCUCUGGACCUCCAUCCCUCUCGUCCUCCACGACGGCGCCGGCGGGCUCGCCCCCGACGCCGCCGCAGCGGCGCUCGCCUCCCACCCGGGCCCCGUCCGCUCCGCGCGCAUCGCCGCCUCGCAGGACCCCGAGGCCGUCGCCUCCGUGUUCGCCUCCCUCGCCGCCAGAGGCGUCGAGGACCUCCUCGUCGUGGUCAACGCCUCCUGGCCCGUCGAGUGGCGCGUCCCCUCCGACGUCCUGGCCUGCGCGGCCCUCGGCCGCCUCUGGAUCGGCCUCUGCCAGUUCCCGGACACGUCCGGCGUCGCUCCGGCCCUCCUGAGCCUGCAGGAACUCGGCAUUUUCCACUCCUCCGUGCCGGACCGCGACCUCCACGCCGUGAUCCCACGCUGCCCCGUGCUCGAGACCCUCGCGUUCGCGCUCACUCAGGACUACCCGAGAUACGUCCACAUCUGGUCGGAGAGCCUCCGCUGCGUGGUGAUUUGGAAGUCAAUGCUCAGAGAAGUGCACCUUGAUGACGCCCCCAACGUGGACCGGCUACUGGUGGAGCCGAUUGCUGAUGCUGCCACACACAUCAAGAUCAUUAAAGCACCAAAUCUGAAGAUUCUUGGUUACUUUGAUGUUGGACUGCAUCAGCUCAAGAUCGGUAAUACUGUCAUCAAGAUCGAUACAAAGGUGAAGCCAAGCGCAAUGGUUAGGACCCUCAGGACAUUGGCAUUGAAGGUGCAGUUUGGAGUCGAGGAUCAAGUGAAGUUGGUUCCCACCUUGCUCAAAUGCUUCCCAUGCCUAGAGGCUUUGUAUAUCACGUCGGUUCCUUCUGAAGCAUCAGUCAAUGUUGACAUAGAAUUCUGGGAUCAAGUUGGCUUCACAGAAUGUGUCUAUUCACAUCUAAAGAAGCUGGUGUUAGAAGCUGUGCGAGGCGAGCAUAGUGAACUGGCGUUUGCAAAGUUUGUCAUGGAAAGAGCUCAAAUGCUGGAGGAUAUGCGUGUCAUAGUGGAUGGUAGUUGCUCGAGAGAUGUUCUACUAAGUCGUUUAUCUUCAGAAGGGUGUGUGUCUGCAGAUGCUACAGUUGUGGUGGAGAGGUUCGAUGGGACUGCAUGGUCCUUCCAGAGAGCCAUUGACUUGUUGCAGACUGAUCCAUUUGGUUACUGAACCUGGAGGUAUUCUCAAAGACCUCAGAAACUUUUACAUGUAAUGGCCGCCCUGCAUUAUAGUUAAGCCAGUCAUACAACACUACUACUUAUAUGUGAUUCUAUAAUCAAUUAAUCAUUUCAGCAUUAUAGUACCUCAUUUUUGGUGAAGUUCCUGAGCCCCAUUGAGUUUUGAUAAAAUACCCGUCACAAAAGUUAUAAAUUCAGCCUCAUGUCUUAAAAGGUCAUGCUCUUUUCUGCCUUUGCCCUUGCUUAUAGUUAGCAUCAGAAACCAUGUUUGCAUGGGCCAGUUUAGUUAUUCGAAUUUAUAUAUAGUUCUUUUCCACAACCUUGGCGGUGGUUAUGAAAAAUAUAAGCGUGAACGGUUAAUUGCUCUUUAUUAAUUUCAUUGGUUUUCCCAGUCAUGGUCAACUUUUGAGUGGCACAGUUACAUAUUAACUUCCUUAUUAUUCUUACUAGAACAAUUUACUAUUGAUCUCAGGUGGCAAAUUUGUUUUGAAACAUACAACCAUCUGCAUGUACACCUGAUACAGCUCAACCAAGCCACCCAUCAGCAUAGCCAACAGUUAAGAUGUUAAAAAAAAAUCAUUCAUUCUGACCUGUGUACAGCUGCUAAGUUAUGCUAAUCACCACACAGACUGGCUAGUGUUAAUGUUGCUGCAUCCUGAAAUCCUCAAUCCCCAGCUUAUUUAGAUAAUGACAUUUCGUCAGGUAGAAUCUGUGCCCUAGUAUUGGCCUUGGACAGGAAGACCCUGUUUUGUUUGCUGUUCUGAUAUUUUUGUGUCAGAGUACCUAGCCAUGGUGUUUGGUCCAAAAUGCACUGCACACACUUAUCAGUGAUGUUGAUACAUACUGUUUCUGUGAUACUUCAAGCAGAAUAUAAUGUUGGAGGAUUAUUUCGAUUCUUAUUAUGAAUAUACAUCAGGAUGUUUAUCAUUAUGAAGUGGAUAACAUGUAUUUAUUUAUCUAUUGCUUUUCAUCUGUCUAUUCUGUUUUCUGAAGGUAAUUAUCUGUGCUUAAUCUGUAAAUUAGUCGAGCAUCUCUGGGACUUGUACUGAUUUUGGGACCUCACACUUACUGAUAUUGGUAUGCACUUAAUACCAUUGGUAUGCUAUGUGCCUAUGUUUGUACCAGAUCUUCCAAUUGCAGUCAAUAGACACAGGAGACUUCCAACAAAACAGUAAACUUUGCCCAUUGGGGGACCUGCCAGGACUCAAUGAGAUCAAUCAAGGAACAUGAUCUGCCCGUGCUUUGUAAAGCUUUGUUGUGCUGUGAUGUUGUGUCAUUACUUGUAAUGGAGGCUGCGCUUGGAGCUUCCGCCGAGCAUCUGAUCUUUCAGUGAGCGGCCCUAUUGAUUGCUGAAGCCUAGAUGCUAGCUGCAUCCGCAUUUCAGUAUCUGUCCAUUCCAUUGGAAGAUAUAUUAAGCUUGCUGGCUUAUGUGCUGUGUAGAUAGUUUAUUGUCCUCUCUAGAAGGUGAAGUUAUAGCUUUGAAUAUCUGAAAAAGCUAAUUAGCCAUGCUACUUAUGGAUUUAGAUUGAUUACGGUUCAUUUCUUUGUGAUGCAAAUGUCUCAUGACAUGUCAUUUUUGUUGGUCGAAAUGCAGUGUCUCCUUUGUUGCACCUGUUACAGACUGUCAGGUUUAAGUGCAAAUGCUCACAAACUGAUAUACUUGUUUAA
Panicum virgatum (switchgrass) is the source of this 3112-nucleotide messenger RNA. Its product is annotated as F-box/FBD/LRR-repeat protein At1g13570-like. Lineage: Eukaryota; Viridiplantae; Streptophyta; Magnoliopsida; Poales; Poaceae. Gene Ontology annotation, molecular function: protein binding. The record is from RefSeq and is a predicted model, not a curated record. Bases 72 to 1436 code for a protein of 454 amino acids. The transcript is spliced from 3 exons.